AUGACAAUGUUGAAAUACUCUCAAACUGUAUUAGUUCCUAGUGAAGAGGUUGAUUAAGUUUGGCACACUCAUUAAUGUAUGACAAAAUAAUAUCGCUAGUUUUGCUAUGCAAUCUAUGAAAGAUUUAUUUAUCAUAAUCCUGCUAAUUUAGGAAAUUAAACUGUAGUUUAAGAUUUCUAUUCACAAACACUUAUAUUUUAUAAAAGAAUUUUUAAAUAUGAACCAGAUUCUUAAAUAUGGCCUUGUAAAGAGGAAAGAUGGAAUCCUUAAAACUGUUUAGGAUCAUGGGUUAAUCUUUAUAGAUUAUCAAUGAGUAUUAUCCAAUUAAUAUAAGAAAAGCUUCAACCUACUUCUAAAAAUAUUCUCUAAAAAUAUUAAACUUGGAAAGGUACAAAUGUUUUUAGAGAUCAAACUUAAAUUUAGGUUGAAAAAUCAACAGAAAUGACUUAGAGUGCUUUAUAAUAUUAAAAUUAUGAAGUUGGUUGCUAUAGUUUAUCUGAAUUAGAAGAAGAUAGAUUUUCAUAAAAUCAGAAGAGAAAUGAGUUAUUUUUUGACGAUGAUGUCAUCAUCAACUCUAUUUAGUGA
Messenger RNA from Paramecium pentaurelia, 585 nucleotides. The record is from the annotation of a GenBank genome assembly. Lineage: Eukaryota; Ciliophora; Oligohymenophorea; Peniculida; Parameciidae.